AACUACCACCCUCAAAUCUCUCCUCUCAAACCUCGGCGGCGGCCAAUCUUAAAGAAGAAGCUAAACAAUGGGAGGUAGAAGAGGUUCUCGUACUCAAAGGAAGCAUUUUAAGCAAAGCAGAGAAAAUGUUUGGAAACGACCAAAGACAGAUUCUUUAUCUGACCCCAAUAACCCCAACUCUAAUAACCCACCUUGGCAGCCUUUUGCCACUCAAAAUCCUUCCUUCGAUGAAUAUUACAAAGAACAAGGGAUUGUUUCUCCCGAUGAAUGGGAUGCUUUCAUGGAAGUGCUUAGGAAACCAUUACCUGCUGCUUUCAGAAUUAAUUCCACUAGCCAAUUUUGUGAGGAUAUUCGUUCGCAGUUAGAGAAUGACUUCAUGAAAUCUCUUCAAUCUGAAGUUGUUGAAGGGGUUGAUUUGGAACCUAUAAAACCGUUGGCUUGGUACCCUGAUAAUCUUGCUUGGCAAUCAAAUUUUUCUCGCAUGCAAAUAAGGAAAAACCAAACUCUUGAGAGGUUUCAUGAGUUCUUGAAACUUGAAACUGAAAUUGGGAACAUCAGUAGACAGGAAGCCGUCAGCAUGGUGCCUCCUCUCUUCCUUGAUGUACAUCCUGAUCAUUUUAUACUGGAUGUUUGUGCUGCACCUGGUUCAAAAACUUUUCAGUUGCUUGAGAUUAUAUACCAUUCUGCCAAAGGAGGAUCUUUACCUGAGGGCAUGGUUCUAGCAAAUGAUCUUGAUGUACAAAGAUGUAACCUUCUCAUCCACCAAACAAAAAGAAUGUGCACUGCUAACCUGAUAGUCACAAAUCAUGAAGGCCAACACUUCCCUGGUUGCCGUUCUCACAAAAACAUCUCGACUGGUUCAGAAACAACAAAUGAGCUGGAGCAGAGCAUUACCCAACUCCUCUUUGACCGUGUAUUAUGUGAUGUGCCCUGCAGUGGGGAUGGCACUCUUCGCAAGGCUCCUGAUAUCUGGCGUAAAUGGAAUGGAGGAAUGGCCAAUGGACUUCAUUGCUUACAGAUUCAGAUUGCCAUGCGAUGUCUAUCUCUGUUGAAAGUUGGUGGAAGAAUGGUUUACUCAACCUGCUCUAUGAAUCCAGUUGAAAAUGAAGCUGUGGUUGCUGAGAUUUUACAGAGAUGUGGAGGAUCUGUUGAACUUGUUGAUGUUUCAAAUGAGCUACCUCAAUUAAUUCGCCGACCAGGUUUAACAAAAUGGAAGGUACGUGAUAAGGGAGUCUGGUUAGCAUCAUACAAGGAUGCUCGCAAGUUGCAAAGAAAUGGAAAUGGAAUUGUUCCUAGCAUGUUCCCUUCUGGAAAAAAUUAUACAGAUCUAACUAACAACAAGAAGAGUGAAAAUGGUGAAAAUGUAAAUUCUGAAGUAGUUCAGCUUGAUGACCCUGUUCCUUCUACUGAUGAUUUGGAGGAAGAAGUUUCUGAUCUCCCACUAGAACGCUGCAUGAGGAUAGUUCCUCAUGAUCAGAAUACAGGAGCCUUUUUCAUUGCUGUCCUCCACAAAGUUUCUCAUUUGCCUGCAAUUCAGGACAAGUCUGCUAGUUCACAAAGGAAACUAUCAACUAGAAAUGAACUGCAUGAAAAUGUGUCAGACGAAGCUACUGAAGAAAUAAAUGGAUUAGAAGAAAGUUCUGUGGAUGGGGAAGAUGGAAAGAUCUUGGAAGCAGCUUCAAAGGCUGACAAAAAUAUCUCAGAAAUAGCUUCGGAGGCUGAUGAAAGGAUCUUUGAAGUGACUUCAGAUGUUGAUGAAAAGAUAUCAGAAGUGGCUUUAGAAGAGGAUUUGGUUGAUCAACCAGAUGGAGAUGCUCCAGAGAGCAAUUCUUCUGAAGCAACUCAAGGAGCUGCUGAUAAGAAAAAUGAUUCUGCAAAAGCUGGAGAGAAGAGAAAGUUGCAGAUGCAGGGCAAGUGGAAAGGAGUUGAUCCCGUUCUUUUCUUCAAAGAUGAAACUAUAAUAAACAACAUUAAGACAUUUUAUGGUAUUGAUGAAUCCUUCCCAUUCACUGGCCACCUCGUUACAAGGAACAAUGAUGCUAACCAUGUGAAGAGAAUUUAUUAUGUUUCGAAGUCAAUUAAGGAUAUUUUGGACCUUAAUUUUCGAGGCGGACAGCAACUGAAGAUAACUUCUGUUGGCCUGAAGAUGUUUGAGCGCCAAACAUCUAGAGAAGGUUCCUCGGCUCCAUGCUUAUUCAGGAUAUCAUCAGAAGGGUUGCCUGUGAUUCUCCCUUACAUUACCAAACAAAUACUAUAUGCUUCCACGGCAGAUUUCAAGCAUCUUUUGCAAUAUAAAUCAAUCAAAUUUUCGGACUUCGUUGAGGCUGACUUCAGUCAGAAGGCAGCGAACCUGAUGUUGGGCUGCUGUGUGAUUGUUUUGAGAAACACCUGCAAAUCAUUGUCGAACCAUAUCCAAGUUGAUGCAUCAACGAUAGCCAUUGGCUGCUGGAAGGGUAGGUCCAGUUUGAGUGUGAUGGUUACAGCAAUUGACUGCCAGGAGCUGCUGGAAAGGCUUUCGGUAGGCAUGGAGACUGAAAAGAAUGUAACUUUGGCACCUGAACACCACAGUGAGCUAGAUGAAAAACAAGAUGUGAAUGGCGAAAAUGGAACCUCACUGGAGGAACAUGAAGCAAAGAAGAUACGGAGUAUCAAUGCUACUGAAUAGGAACACCAAAACAUGGGAAGUGCCAGACUUAUAGAUGAAAUAGUUUCAAUGUCUUAUUUUUACGCUUUAAGCAAUUUGAAGGUCUUAACCGCAUACUGCUAGAUUGAAGAACAGUGAAAAGCUUUGAUUGUUUC
This is a messenger RNA of Hibiscus syriacus, 2799 nucleotides long. Its product is annotated as RNA cytosine-C(5)-methyltransferase NSUN2-like. Gene Ontology annotation, biological process: RNA methylation. NCBI's taxonomy places the organism in Eukaryota, Viridiplantae, Streptophyta, Magnoliopsida, Malvales, Malvaceae. The record is from RefSeq and is a predicted model, not a curated record. Gene Ontology annotation, molecular function: RNA binding; tRNA (cytidine-N5)-methyltransferase activity. The transcript has 15 exons. Bases 68 to 2665 code for a protein of 865 amino acids.